This is a messenger RNA of Hevea brasiliensis (rubber tree), 1701 nucleotides long. RefSeq names its product phospholipase A1-Ibeta2, chloroplastic. The coding region runs from base 97 to 1677 and encodes 526 amino acids. NCBI's taxonomy places the organism in Eukaryota, Viridiplantae, Streptophyta, Magnoliopsida, Malpighiales, Euphorbiaceae. The transcript has a single exon. Gene Ontology annotation, biological process: lipid metabolic process. The record is from RefSeq and is a predicted model, not a curated record. Gene Ontology annotation, molecular function: glycerophospholipase activity.
CUCACUUGGUUUCAUCUGCCAGCUGUUCUAUUCUCCUUCCUUUCGACUUCAUAUAUCCCUUUUACCUUCUCUGUCUUUCGCUUGCUCGAUAAAUCUAUGCAGAUCAGCCCAAGUCUUCCGGCUGAGCACCUCCACCUAGUUCAGGCCAGACGCGGCAGCUUCAGAUGCCAACAAUCUCCGUUAAAUCCUUUAACGAAACCCAGUUCGGCGUCGACUACAACUCAAUCUUUGAAGCCGGUUACUUCAACUGAGUCAACUAAGAAACACCUCGCCAAUCUUGAAAAACUUCUUCAAAAGAAGACUAUUCCGGAGUCCAACCUACCGGAACCUGUACAACCGGUUCAUAAAGUUUCCAAUGAGAAUAAUAAUAAUAACAAUAAUAGAUCCACAUUGGCAAACAAAGGUAAAGCUUUACUUGAAGGCCUCAACUUGGCUAGGAUGUGGCCUGAAAUACGAGCUGCUGAGGAAAUGUCGCCCAGACACCUAAAUAGGCUUCAGCGCUUGUUGUCCAAAACUGCGGAGUAUUCUCCCAGGAAUAAUCUCGGUUCCCGGUGGAGAGAGUAUCAUGGAAGUAACGAUUGGGCCGGGCUUCUUGACCCGCUGGAUGAGAACCUCCGGCGAGAGGUGGUGAGGUAUGGAGAAUUCGUGCAAGCUGCCUAUCAUGCUUUCCAUUCGAACCCCGCAAUGUCAACAGAGGAAGCUCCGUUGCCCAGACACGUGGCUUUGACCGACAGGUCAUAUAAGGUGACGAAGAGCCUCUACGCUACAUGCUCCGUGGGGUUGCCCAAAUGGGUAGAUGAUAUUGCACCGGAUCUCGGUUGGAUGACCCAGCGAUCCAGUUGGGUCGGAUACGUGGCGGUAUGUGAUGACAAAAGAGAGAUCCAGAGGAUGGGAAGGAGGGAUAUAGUGAUCGCAUUACGUGGUACAGCCACGUGUCUUGAAUGGGCUGAGAACAUGAGAGCCCAUUUAGUGGAUAUGCCCGGGAACUAUGACGGACAACCCAAGGUGGAAUGUGGGUUCUUGAGCCUGUACAAAACCAGUGGAGCUCAUGUGCCCAGCCUAGCCGAAUCAGUGGUUGAAGAGGUAAAAAGGCUCAUGGAACAAUACAAGGGUGAGACCCUAAGCAUCACAGUCACAGGCCACAGCCUAGGGGCAGCCUUGGCCCUAUUAGUUGCAGAUGAUAUAAGUACUAUACAAGCCUCUGAAAUGCCACCAGUUGCAGUUUUUUCCUUCGGUGGACCUAAAGUUGGUAACAGAGGAUUUGCAAACCAAAUUAAUGUCAAAAAUGUAAAGGUCUUGCGCAUUGUGAAUGAUCAAGAUGUUAUCACCAAGGUUCCUGGCUUGCCCGUGGUUGAACAACUAAAUGAUAACAUGCCAAUGGCCUACUCGCACGUAGGAACUGAGCUUCGUGUGGAUACCAAGAUGUCGCCCUAUCUAAAACCAAAUGCUGACGUGGCAUGCUGCCAUGAUUUGGAGGCUUAUCUCCAUUUGGUAGAUGGGUUCUUGGCUUCAAAUUGUCCAUUUAGAGCAAACGCAAAGAGAAGUUUAGUGAAGUUGCUUAAUGAUCAGGAGUCUAAUGUCAAGAAAUUGUAUACAAGCAAAGCUCAUGCUUUGAGCUUGAAUCUUGAUAGGAGGGGAUUCUCCACUUCUGGUUGUUUGCCUAGUCCAUCUCAAUAAAAUUUUCUUCUUCUUACAAAAUAA